Messenger RNA from Cetraspora pellucida, 1113 nucleotides. NCBI's taxonomy places the organism in Eukaryota, Fungi, Glomeromycota, Glomeromycetes, Diversisporales, Gigasporaceae. The record is from the annotation of a GenBank genome assembly.
AUGGGGACCAUUUAUGAUCGACCUGUUUGCGAACAAGGACAACACGCAGCUACUAUGCUAUUUCUCGAGAUUUCCAGACCCAGCAGCCCUUGCAACAGAUGCCCUAAAAUGGAACUGGCCCAAAGAAAUGCUAUAGGCCAAUCCUCAAUGGAUACUCAUCCCCAAGAUACUAUCCAAAACAGUUGUGGACCAAGCCACCCUUUGCAUUAUUAUUCCAGGAUGGAAGACAGCACCUUGGUUCCCAUCAUUGAUGAAUGUACUGAUAGACUUCCCAGUGUUACUACCGUCUCACGAACUGCUGACCCCAUCACAAACCAAACAACCCAAUCCUCUGCAAAACCCAAAGUGGCAGAUGUUCGCCUGUCUAAUAUCAGGACUAGGCUACAAGCAAAAAAAUUUUUGGAGGAAGCUAUUAAAAAAGUACAAGCUACAACGAAUAAAUCUUCAAACAUCACAGUGGGAUCAGCGUUUAACAAGCGGUGUGUUUGGUGUAAUGAAAGGAACAUGGAUCACAUACAAGACCCUAUAGAGCAUGUAAUCGAAUUUUUAAACGAUAUGUGCAAUCAACAUAAAGCAUUCAAUACAAUAGCAUCUUACAGAUCAGCGAUAAGUGAAGCUUAUAGUUAUGUUGAUGGUUACCCAGAAUAUUUUUCAAAAAUCAUAAAUCCCAAAGAAACUAACAUUUCAAUAACACAUGGGGGAAAUAAACACAGGACAAAGAAGAUUUUUAUUGAUUACUAUGAGGACCGGGAUCUAUGCCCUGCCUCAACAAUAUUGAAAUUACUGGAUCGAACACAUGAUUGGAGGGAUACUCCUGAAAAACUAGAGUAUUUGUUUCUAACAUCCACUACAUCUUAUCGACCAGCAUCAUCUGACACCAUCGCAAGAUGGUUAAAACUUAUUUUGAUGCAAGCAGAUCCUACUGCAAAAGCCAAGGAUGUAAGAGUAUUAUCGGCCUUGCUCGCACAGGAUGCAGGAGCAGAUAUGAAUACCUUAUUAGCACUAGGCAACUGGACAAACUAUGCAGUUUAUCAAAGAUUUUACCAAAGAGGCAUUAGGAGGAUGCUAGAACGGAAUAAAGUUUCAUCUCAGAUCAAAAGUUAUACAAUAAAG